CCCCACCCUGACCAGCCUCUGAGCCCAGCAGCAGCCAGCGGAGCCGCACACAGCCGCCCGUCUAUGGGACACUGAGGACUCCAUCAGGCAUCCCCGGAGCCCCGGGGGAAGGACGUACACCCGCUCUUUUUGGUUAUUCCUGUCGGUUAGAUUGCUAUUUUUUUCCCACCAGUGGAACUUUCUUAUUCCUCUUCUUUUUAAAAAAACAAAUCGUGUUCCUAUUAAGAAACUUUCCCUUAUGGUUCGCAAAUAUGGGGUCAAGUUGUGGUUUCUCUCUGGGAGACAUCGUUCGGCUGCUGCUGCUGUUUGGAGGAGUUACAGGGCUGUACUUCCCUCAGAAAGAGUACAGUGAGACGGUGUACAUUGGCCAGCCAGCAGGGAGCCCAAUCCUCCAGGUCCACGCCAUGCUGGACAGCAACUCGGAGCGGCCGCAUUUCUACCUGUGUGGGAGACGUCAGCUCUACAGUUCUUGGUUCCACAUGGACAUCCCCACCGGAGUAUUAUAUCUGAACAAAACUCUGGAGGAGACGGACCUCUCCUCACUGCAACAAAAUCCAUGGCCGCCGAAGAAAUUGUCCCUUCAAGUCAUUGCUUUGAAUGGCUUCACCAAGCGGUCCCAGUGCGUCACGGAAAGAUCCGCUCACAUCACGCUGGACUUUGUCAAUGGCACCAUGCCACAGUGUGCUCAGACGGAUAUGAAGGAACUUUGCUUCCCGUACAGAGACACCUCCAACCCCCAUAUCACAGAAAACAGGUUCCCUGGGGCCCUCCGGCAAAUGCGACGUCUCACAAGGAUCAACGUUUGCACCAACUACACCAUCUCCUACACUGUGGAAUCUGAUACCCCGGGACCUUUCGCUGUGAACGAGAACACCACGGAGCUGGUGGUGACUGCUCCCUUGGACCGAGAGGAGAGUGAAUGCUACCGGCUCUUAAUGGUUUGCACAGUCCGAACGGACACCCGCAUCACCAAGGUGGAAACCUCCCUGGAUGUCUUUGUGGACGAUGAGGACGAUAACGCGCCAUACGUCAACGGAACUGACACUGCAGACGUGGUCAUCAGCUUCAAUCGGACUAAGGGUGGAACUUUUGGCACCUUGUUUGUCUUUGAUAGGGAUCUAACAACCAUAUUUCCUAGAGACCGGAGUCACAAUAGAUAUGUGGAGACAUUGCUCAGCAAUGAUGCCUGGAUAAAAGAAACAUUUGACAUAAAAGGCAACUUUAAUGAAAGAAGAGUUGCUCAUAGAGGCAUUCGAGAGUCUGUCCAUGACUACCAGCUCGUCCUGAAGAGGAACCUGUAUGUGACAGAGAAUCGAAGCGUGUAUCUGGAUUACCUUGUCAACGACACCACUUAUCCUGGUCUAGAAGGAACAGUGUUGCUGCACUUCAAUGUUACCAUCUUACCGGUCCACAUCAAUUUUGCCAACAUCACACACACGUUCACUCUGUCACGCAAAGCUUCUGUUUAUGCAAAGGUUGGCAGAAUCUGCGUGGAAAACUGUCUGCUGUUUGAUGGCUUCGGUGUGACGUACCAGCUUGAGGUGCCAGAUAAAAACAUUUCUGCUGACUUGAUGUCCUGCUAUGCUGCCAUAAGCAUCACUCAGGCUGAGGAGGGGACCUGGGGACUGUUAUAUGUGAAUGACUCGGAGGCGCUGAGCAAGCCUGAGUGCCAGGAACUGCAGUACCUUGUUGUAGCUCAGGAGGGACACACACAGCUGGAGGCCACCACUCAGAUCCACAUCGUGCUGGAUGGUGAAGCACUCAAAGCCAGCCAGGAGAGCCAGCAGUUCCUGUCCUGUGCAGAGAACAGGCAGCGAGGAGAGUGUGAGUCUGCUCUCGGCCUGGGAGCAACGGCAGGGAGAUGCCAGUGGAGACAGGGCACUGGCAAAGAUAGCAUUUGUGAUGCGGUGGAAAGCAAAGACAGGUCAAUAUGCCCGCAGGACUGUACAAGGGAAGCUGUGAUUGGAGGGCACGAGCGAGGCCUGACUGGGUUCGGCAUCAAGGCCUGCCAUGGAACCUGCUACUGCUUUGCUGAUAAAUGCUUUUGUGAGAAGGCAGAUAUUGAAGAGGUUAUAUGUGAUGAAAUGUGUAAGACCAUCAUCGCCACAGCUCUGCUCCUCUCCUUCAUUGUGUCCAUCCUCCUGUCCUCAUACUUCAUCCACCGCUACCACAAGAACACACCAAAGCCACCGAUAGCUUCAGCUGAGAUGACUUUCCGUCGACCAGCGCAGGCCUAUCCCAGAAACUUUCCAGCAAAUAACCUACGCCGGGGCUCCCAGGAAUCCAUCGAAACGGACACCUUUAAAAUACCUGAGGAUCCAAAGUGGGAGUUUCCUCGUAAAAACCUUGUACUUGGCAAGACUUUAGGAGAAGGAGAGUUUGGGAAAGUCGUCAAGGCAACGGCCUUCAGGCUGAAAGGAAAAGCUGGUUACACGACCGUGGCUGUGAAAAUGCUUAAAGAGAACGCUUCGCACAGUGAGCUGCGUGACCUCCUGUCAGAAUUUACUCUGCUGAAGCAAGUCAACCACCCACAUGUCAUAAAGAUGUAUGGAGCGUGCAGCCAGGAUGGUCCAUUGUAUCUCAUCGUCGAAUAUGCCAAGUACGGGUCACUCCGUAAUUUCCUGAGAGAGAGCCGGAAAGUUGGCCCCAGCUACAUGGGCAGGGAUGCAAACCGAAACUCCAGCUACCUGGAGAACCCAGACGACAGGGCCCUCACCAUGGGAGACCUGAUCUCCUUUGCCUGGCAGAUAUCCAGAGGCAUGCAAUAUCUGGCAGAAAUGAAGAUAGUGACGCUGGGAGGGAAUCCAUACCCGGGCAUCGCACCUGAGCGCCUAUUCAACCUCCUCAAGACGGGAUACAGGAUGGAGAGACCAGAGAAUUGCUCCGAGGAAAUGUAUAACCUCAUGCUACGAUGCUGGAAACAAGAGUCAGACAAGAGGCCAACAUUCUCAGACAUCAGCAAGGAGCUGGAAAAGAUGAUGGUGAAGAGUCGGGAUUACCUGGACCUGGCAGCGUCCACCCCGGCUGACGCCCUGCUGUACGACGACGCACUCUCUGAAGAGGACACACCCCUUGUGGACUGUAAUAACGCCCCUCUCCCUCGAACCCUCCCCUCCACAUGGAUUGAAAACAAGCUCUAUGGUAGAAUCUCCCAUGCAUUUACUCGAUUUUAGAAACAGGACACACUACACAAGCUCUCUUUUUUGGCAAGCUGUGAUUGGCUUUUCUGUAGUCAAGUGUGUGUGACUGUGAUCUAGGCAUGCCUUUUGUUGUUUGAUGCUGACAUAUCUCCCAUUUCAUCGUAAAUGAGAGGCUCAGUGAGAAAGAAAAAAAAAAGAUCUUGUGUCUUGACUUUUUUCUGUUUGUUGUUUGUUUGUUUGUUUUCUUUGGACCUGCUUCUAAUGUACAUGAACGCUGACCAAAAAUGCAGCAUUUGUAUAUAUUUACUAUAUAUAUUCCCUUCAUUCUUAUUUAUAAGCCAUAAUUCCUAUUCAUAUGCCAUCUGCAUCUAAUUUGUAAAUAGCUCAUUUUUCCAAUUCCAUGCCAUUUCGGUUGCUAUCGUUUCAACGUUUGUUUGCACUGGAGGAGACAGUUUGUAACAUUUGAAACAGGUCCGCACCGAUUCAGUCAUUAACUGUGGUUCGAAGUCCAGAUUGUCUGUCCUGACUUUCUUAUAUGCAUUAGAGAUAAACCUAUUUUAAUCACACAAUGCUGAUCAGAGGAACAGUGAGGCUUUUGAAUACAACUCUCAGGUGAAAAUGAUUCAAGGUAAAUAGCAAACUUGAGGAGUUGAUUGCAUUAAAAUUUCUUAAAUGACCAAAGGAAAGCUCCUGUUAAAAUCUCAGUAGAUUAAGAAAUAUUGUUGUCAAAUCAGGGGCUGUUGCAGAGAAAGACACCACUGAGUUUGAUUUGAAAGCCUUACUGUUGGCACGCUGUUUACCUUUCACUGAGUGCAGAAAAAUGAUAUGUUCUCAUUUUUAGGCAUGUCAUACCCCAACUGGCCCGAGACGAGCCCGGUACCGCUCAACAGACAUGAUGCCACUAAUCCAGUCUUUACAAGAUAUGCCAAUGAUAGUGUUUAUGCAAACUGGAUGGCUUUGCCUUCACCCGCAAAAGCUGUGGACAAGCUUGAUAGUUAAAGACAAAUCAACACUGUAGAAAAGAUGACUAAUUGGUAGAUGUAUAUAUUUCUGUAAGACUGUACAUAAACGAUCUGAUGUUAAAGUUGGUUCCCUUUUAUUUCUGUUGCACGGGUAUUGAAGUUUUACUGGGGUCUCUUUGCUGCAAAACUGUCAACAAUGACCAUGUUCCAUUCAGCUCUUCACUGUUAAUCAUUACCUCACAGGUCAUGUUGGCCAAGAUGUAUCACUGCAUGACUAUUGUACAAGAUUGUAUGUCAGUCUCAAAGUCUUUUAAGUGCCUGUGCUGCUUCUACAAUAGCCUCCAACUGUCAGUGUGCAACCACGCAGAUGUUGUUCCAGCCCAGGAAUGAGAGAGGACGUCUUUACCAUCACUGGUUGCAGAAAGCUAGGAUUGAGUGGACAAAAGUGAAACGCUGAACUGGUUCUGAAAAUUUAAAGUUUCUACUUAUUGGGGAUUGUGCUCCUCAAAAUGUCAAAGACCCAUUUUUGUGUUUGUCCCACAAGAUGAUUCAAAGCUGCCAAAGAAAUGCAAACGUGUUCCAUGAACUGUUUUCUUAUAUUUGCUUUUGUUUUUGACUGCUUACUUUUAUUCUUUUUUAUUUUUCGUUAUAAAUAUCAUCUAGUGAGAAACACUCCACUAAUAGGACAUAAUGUAGAUUAUGACCAUGUCCUGCGUCAGGCAACAGUUCACAUUUCCAUUCACUGUAAUGAUUAUGUAAACCAAUGAGUGACACUGCUGUUAUGUUGUUAUUUGAUUAUGUUCCAGUUAAUAAUAAAUACUAAAAACAU
This is a messenger RNA of Menidia menidia (Atlantic silverside), 4931 nucleotides long. The record is from the annotation of a GenBank genome assembly. NCBI's taxonomy places the organism in Eukaryota, Metazoa, Chordata, Actinopteri, Atheriniformes, Atherinopsidae.